AUGGAAUUGGUUGUUCUCGACGAAGACAUCGUCAAUGCAGAUACUCCAGUUGAAACUAUAUACACAGAAGCUAAAGAAUCUGAAUUAAUGAGGAAAACAGUAACUAGUGAUGAUGAAGCAUAUAAUUUGUACAAUGAUUAUGCUUUUAAGAUUGGUUUUAGUAUAAGGAAGGGAAAUGUAAGAACAGUUGGUAAGACUUCUGUUUGGCGAAGUAGGAGGUAUGUAUGUUCAUGUGCUGGUUUGAAGAAUGACUCUAAGAGGCAUGUAAGGAAGUUUGAGAAGUUAGAUUUUUGUACAAAUUGUGGCGCUUUUGUGGAGUUUAUUACUGAUCCAGGUGUAUGGACUGUUGUGGAUCAUCAGAUGGAACAUAAUCAUCCUUUUAUACCAAUUGACAAAAGACAUUUGUUAAGGUCUCAAAGAAAUGUGAAUAAAGAGCAAUUGAAGGUCAUAAGUGUAAUGAAGGAAAGUGGUGUUAGGGUAACUGAUUCACUACGUCUUUUGUCCAAAGAAGUUGGUGGUUCGCCGAAUCUUGGGUGUACUCGAAAGGAUAUAUACAAUGCUUUGACUACUGAAAAGGCCAAUAGACUUGAUGGCUCGGAUUGUAAUCAAUUGAUCAAGUAUUUUGCUCAAAGGCAAGCAAAGGAAGUUGAUUUCUAUUAUGAGUUUGAGGUAGAUGAAGGAAAUUCCCUUACUUGUGUUUUUUGGAGAGAUGGAAGAAUGAAAAGGGAUUAUGAACACUUUGGUGAUUUGAUGGUUUUUGACACUACUUAUAGAACAAACAAGUAUGGCAUGAUAUGUGCCCCUUUUGUUGGUAUGAAUCACCAUUGUAACAAUGUCAUGUUUGGGAUGAGAUUUGUUCUAGUUGAGAAAACAAGCAGUUUCAUAUGGUUGUUUGAGUCUUUCAUGAGAUCAAUGGGUGGUGGGCGUCAUCCGAUUACUAUAAUGACAGACCAAGCACCUUCUAUUGCAGCUGGUAUAAGAGAAGUUUUCCCAAAUUCUAGACAUCGUCUGUGUACAUGGCAUCUUACGGAGAACUCAAAAACAAAUAUCGGUAAAUUCCGAGUUUUGAAGGGGUUCACUGAUCUUUUUGAUUAUCUGCUCAAGUACUGUGUAACUACUGCUGAAUUCGAACAUUAUUGGCCAAGGAUGAUGAACAAGUACAAUUGUAAUGAUAAUGAUUGGUUAAAUCAUUUGUACUCGAUCAAAGAAAGAUGGUGUCUAGCCUAUUCUAAAGAAUAUUUUUCCGGAGGAAUUUUGAGUUCCCAAAGGAGUGAAACCACAAACCGUUCGGUUUCUCAUAGAUUGAGGAAGACGGAUGGGUUGUGUGAUUUUUACAAGACUUUUCUUGAUGUUGUGGCUGAGUGGAGGAGUAAGGAAAGUAAGCAGGACUUUCGGUUUUUGAGAGGUAAUCGUCAUUUGGCGGUUGCUAAUGUAAGUCUUCUUAUUCAUGCUAGAGAGGUUUAUACAAUUUCGGUUUAUAUUGUCUUUGAAGAUCAAUUUGCAAAAGCUAUUUCUUGUUCUCAAGAGAGAAAGUAUGAAAAUGAUGAGACAAUUAGUUACUUGGUAUGGAGGCCUAAUAAGGAUAUUAUUAGGCAUGAGGUUGUUUUAAAUAAAUUCACUAGGGUAAUCAAUUGUACAUGUAAGUAUUGGAGUGAAAUGGGUUUAUUGUGUUCACAUUCCCUUCGUAUUUACAACAUUCAUUGUGUUCAAAAGAUACCCGAAGAAUACAUAGUUAAGAGAUGGACCAAAACCGCGAUGUGUAGUCAUGUGGUUGAUGAAGAUGUUGUUCAAGAGAAUGUGAUUUCUUCUUCUAUUUGGAGAGAUCAUAUGUUAAGAAAGUUUAUUCAACUUGUUACAUCUUGCCAAGAUCACCUUGAAGCACGAGCUGAAAUUGAAUAUACAUUUGAAAUGUUAAGGGAGAAGGUUGAGAGUGUUAGGGGGCUAAUUGAUUUUGAUGAGGAAGAAGAGGUUCAAGAGGUUGAAAAUGAUGCACAACCUAUUCAAAAUCCGAAAGUAAUUAGGAAAAAGGGUGAAAGGAAUGAUAGGCCAAAGAGCACUAUUGAAAAAGCUUGUAAUAAGGCCAAGGGGUGGAAGAAAAAAGUAGAUAAAUACAAGGAUGAAGUUAAAGCUACUGCUCAAAAGGUUUUUCAGGUUUUAGAUGAUGAUGGUGAUCCUUUGACUUAUUCAUACCCAACAACAAAAGAUUCAAGUCUUAAUGUCCUUCCAAAACAGAUGAAUGGGCAAUCAUCAAUGGGUAAUGGACGACAACCCUCAAAGAAAAACACUAAUACGAGUAAACCUUCUUCAUCAAGUCAAUUUGGAUAUCAAGCUAAAAAAGGAAGUUUUCAUUAUGAGAACAACAAAUGGUAUCAGUAUUUUGAUGUUGGGCGCAAUGCUACAAAUGAAGGGAGUGAAGUUGGUGGAUCUUCAAAUGUUUCACAAUAUAAUGAAAUGUUAUUCAUGUUUGAUAAGACAAUCAAUGUUUAG
Molecule: messenger RNA, 2487 nt
Organism: Chenopodium quinoa (quinoa)
Lineage: Eukaryota; Viridiplantae; Streptophyta; Magnoliopsida; Caryophyllales; Amaranthaceae
Product: protein FAR1-RELATED SEQUENCE 5-like
Exons: 6
Coding region: 1-2487 (828 amino acids)
Biological process (GO): regulation of DNA-templated transcription
Molecular function (GO): zinc ion binding
Source: RefSeq, a predicted model, not a curated record